Messenger RNA from Annulohypoxylon maeteangense, 1852 nucleotides. RefSeq names its product subtilisin-like protein. The transcript has 5 exons. The record is from RefSeq and is a predicted model, not a curated record. NCBI's taxonomy places the organism in Eukaryota, Fungi, Ascomycota, Sordariomycetes, Xylariales, Hypoxylaceae. Gene Ontology annotation, molecular function: serine-type endopeptidase activity. Bases 73 to 1242 code for a protein of 389 amino acids. Gene Ontology annotation, biological process: proteolysis.
UCAUCACUCACGAGGAAAGCCCCUUGAUAACCCCUACCUCUUUCUUACCUGAUCAUCCUCACUUGCUCCAAUAUGCGUACUGCUGCCUUCCUCUUCUCUCUCCUGCCAUUGGCAGCGGCUGCCCCGGCCAAGCGGGCCGAGCCAGCCCCCCUAAUCAAGCCUCGAGGAUCUCAGCUCGUCGAGGGCAAGUACAUUGUCAAGCUCUACGAAAACGCCGCCAUCUCGGCUCUCGACGAUGCGAUGAGCAACUUUGAGGGUGAUGCAGACCACGUAUACAAUGUACAGGGUUUCAAGGGGUUUGCCUCUGCCCUGACGGCCGAUUCCCUCGAGAAGCUACAGAACCACCCCGAUGUGGAGUUCAUCGAGCAGGAUGCCAUCAUGAGCAUCAACGCAUACACCACCCAGUCUGGCGCUCCUUGGGGUAUUUCUCGUCUAUCCCACAAGACUGGUACGAGCGGCUACGUAUACGACUCUACCGCCGGCGCCGGUACUUGUGCUUACGUCAUUGACACUGGUAUCUACACUCAGCACACGGAGUUCGAGGGUCGUGCUACAUUCGCCGCCAACUACGUCGAUAGCUCUAACACUGACGGAAACGGUCACGGUACCCACGUUGCCGGCACCAUCGGCAGCAAGACUUACGGUGUAGCGAAGAAGACUCAGCUCUAUGCUGUUAAGGUCCUCGACUCCAGCGGCUCCGGUACCACGUCUGGUGUCAUUGCCGGCAUGAACUAUGUCACUUCCGAUGUGAAGACUCGGUCUUGCCCCGCCGGCGCUGUCGCUAACAUGUCUCUCGGUGGCGGUUCCUCUUCAUCUAUCAACAGCGCCGCUAAGGCUAUGAUUAACGCCGGUGUCUUCCUUGCCGUUGCUGCUGGCAACGACAACCAGAACGCCGCUAACUCUUCUCCUGCCUCUGAGCCCAGCGUCUGCACUGUUGGUGCCACCACCAACGCCGAUGCUCGUGCCAGCUACUCCAACUACGGUUCCGUGGUCGAUAUCUUCGCCCCUGGCACCAACAUCCUUAGCACAUGGAAGGGCGGUAGCACUAACACCAUCUCUGGCACUUCUAUGGCUACCCCUCACAUCGCUGGUCUCGGUGCUUACCUCCUGGCCCUCGAGGGAAGCAAGUCUCCCCAGGAGCUCUGCAGCUACAUCGCAUCCACUGCCAACUCGGGCGUCCUAACCAGCAUUCCGAGCGGAACUGUCAACAAGCUCGCCUUCAACGGAAACCCCAGCGGUUAAACGGGGAUGUUUACUACCAGCAUAUCUUCCUUCGUUGACACGAGGUCAUCGGGGUUGGUGUCUCCCUUCGAUGCUCCCUAACAUAAAUCAAUACGACCAAUAUUCCUUCACGCAAUAGUAAUUCGAGGUCGCGGAAAUGGUGGGCAUUUUUGGGGCAUGGUCUUGGCAACUCUUUUUGUCUCCACGGCUAUUCGAAUAGCCUAGGAAGGUAGAAGUACAUACGCAGCUAUUGGUUGUUUUCCCCUGGGGCUUGGUUCACAUCUUCCAUACGAAUUAGCCGCGAACAGAGUAAUUGACUAAUGCAUUGAGCAAAUCGCCUCAUCGGCCGUCAUUCGAGUAUAACCAGAUGAGAACAAUCCCUGAAACACGAUGUGCUAGACGUGAAUGAUGUCUUUCAAUAUAAUAAAGAAAAUUGACUACGCACUCUCCGAAUAGGCACUUAGGGGAACUUUGGUGAAUCCCUCCUUUAAUGCGGUUCGGCAUUUUGAACCUGGGGGAUCUGCAUGCAUACGAGAGAGGACAUGUUUCGCAAUUAUUAAUAAAGCGAGGUAUCAGGUAGGCAUAAUUUCCACCGGGAUGGAAUGAACACGAUCCUAACCUUGCAAUAGAG